Molecule: messenger RNA, 2805 nt
Organism: Prorocentrum cordatum
Lineage: Eukaryota; Dinophyceae; Prorocentrales; Prorocentraceae
Source: the annotation of a GenBank genome assembly
AUGGGCAUCUGGCCUUUCCUUCGCCAUGUCGCGUCGGACUUUGUCCCACACGUGCAGGUGUACGGGCUUUGGGACUUCCUCACCCAGUGGCGCGACCAGGCCGUGGUCGGUCACCUGAAGAAUUUUUCGCCGAGCAGCGUCGUCGUCUAUCUACUCUUGGCGGUCUUUCUAAUGUGGAACCUGGGGAACGUGCUCGAGCCUCACCGUUGCUUCUUCUGCCGCGAUGGCGUGCUGUCGACCAUGUCCGCUGAGAGGGUGGUUACGUUGGACGGAGACUUGAUCCAACACGUCCAAGCCUUCCUGGACAUCCGCGACAAGGAUGCGGCGUGGACGUGGCUGACGUAUGUCGUAUCUGGUGUUGUGCUAGACGACAGUUCGGACUUGCGAAAGAGUAAUUAUAUGCCUGGGCAAGUGCAGCUUCGGGCCCAGAUCGUGAAAGACAAGUCGCACGACCAGUGCAUCCACAAGGAAUAUCUCAGUGAUAGCAUCACGUGCGCAGCUCAUUAUUACGAGUCCAGCAGUGCAUUUAAGAGCACGCUUCCAGGCUUGGAUACGUACUGGGCCAACUUGUCAGGGCUUGCCGGCCGAGGCGAUAGCAACCCAAGCCGGUACGUGGAUGAGGCGCCAGGAGACACAGCUAGGAUCGAGGGUUUGCAGCAGAUGUACGACACCUCUGGCUACAUCGUGGAAUACGAUAUGCAGGGUUCACCCUUGAGUGAAGUUCGGCAAGCGUAUUUGGCAGACAUGGAAGAGUUGAAAGGUUCGUGGCUCAAUGACCAGACGCGUGCCAUCCACGUUUCGUUCGUGCUGUAUAACGGAAAUUACGACUAUUGGGUAUCGAACCAUUUUCUCUUGGAGAUGCCCCCGAAUGGUGUCGUUAUUCCUUCUGUAGACCCGCAGGUAUUCAAACCUAUCGCGCUGGAUUACGGGGAUGGCGUUGAAACAUUCGUCCUCGAUACAUGUCUCUUGAUACUUGCUGUUUUCUAUGUGAGUGUUUGGCAGUUCCUUGCCCACUACAGGGCGACCAUGAGAUAUAACCAGGAGUUGCGGACCGAGAUCGAUAAACAGGAAAAGGCAAACAGAGAGAGAGGCCGCAAAGAAAUGCUGCCUCCUGAGAUCUGUCAGUUCAAACCUAGCUGGUUCAAGCUCGAGGAAAAAAAGAAGGAGAAGACGCUGUGGCACAUUGUUCUCCAUGGGAAUGUUGUCAUAGACACGGGUGUAACCGCUUUACUCAUAGCUACUUACGUUAUGCGCUACGUCGUUCCAUGGGUCAUGUACGGCAGUACGGCGCGCUACCGUGAGCAGGCGAAACAAGGAUUGAUUGAUUCCGAGUCUGAGGCAUCUAUGUUCUCCUGGGCUGUUAUAUUGCAGUCGCUCGUAAUAUCUGGUGUUAUCUGGAGAUGGUACGGCUUCUUGAAACUGAAUCGCUACGUUUUCCUCAUUUACAAAACAAUCAGCACAGUUGUUGCCACGUAUUCGAAGUUUGGCAUGAUCAUGGUGCCAAUGCUGUUGACCUUCGUCUUCUUCGCCCACCAGAUAUGGAGGCCGUACGCCAUCGAGUACAAGUCGUUCUUGUCCAGCCUGGCUUCGUACCUGGUGCGCCUGGUGGGUGACAAGGAAUCAGCGCGGAUGGCAGAUGUGGAGCGCCCCAUCACGGUGUUCUUCUCCGUCAGUAGCUUCUUCGUCGUGAAGCUGGUGCUCAUACAGAGCUGGAUCGCAAGCCUGGUGCAGACCUACCAGCGGGUGCGCGUCACGUCUGGCUACAAGCCGGAGGAUAAGGAGCGGAGGCUGGAGCAGCGGCUGUUCGGAUUGGCGCGUGCAUGGACCAUGCAGGGUUCCCACCGCGACCGCCUCCACUUCUUCCUGGCGAUGGGCGAUGUCAACCUCUUACGGCGCGCCUUCCUCCGCGGGAUCGGCUGCGACGCCGCGAACCAGAGCCGACUGUCAUGCCAACGCGUGGUGGCAGUUAUUCUGGAGCAUGACAGAAAUCUCAACGGGGCGACCGACGCGGUUUUCGAAGGCCACUCGCACGGCAUCAGCAAUAGAUGGGGCUUUCAUCUCCACCGCCGCGCGCGCCCUCCUGCACAACGACGUCCCUUGCGCUUCACCUUCAAGCUGAAACGCUACUCGUACCACUAUGAGAACCUCUUGAACACGUCCACGGUCGCGCGCAUGGGCGUCGAAGGCCGCUGGCGGGCGACCGAACUCCUCAUGCGGGAGGGCGCGAGGCUGACGCGCAACGAGGCCAAGCAGUGCCGCAACGACGACCUCUCCGACUUCGCCCGGCACGGUCUAGAUGUCUGCAUUGGCCUUGAUACCACGCUCGCCAUGCAGUGGCGAGUUGCUGCCCAGAAGUGGUGGGCGCGCGUGCAUCUCCAGGCUGCCGGCGGCGCUGCGAUGGACAGUGCCUGUGUUGUCAUAUUUCGUUUUUGCCGUCGAUCGCAAAAUAUCCCGCGGUACGAGAUCUCUGCGCUGCACAAGGUGGCCCUCCCGCUCACCACGCCCGCGCCUGGCGUGCACGUGCGCGCCCUGGAGCAGCUGGCGGUGCUUGGCAUCGUCCUGGUCGCCCUCCUUGUGUGGUUCCUGCCGUGGUUCUGCAUACAGCGCAGGUGGUGCACCCGCUGGUUCCAGCGGUGGCUGUCUCGGAGGCUGGGGCUCUACUUCGUCUUCGCCCUGGCCGUGAACCUCGCCUUCGCCACGUGCGUGAUGGCGAGCCUGCCGGACCUGAGCGUCAACGACCUCUUUUUCGCGUUCGUGCACUUGGUCGGCGCUCUCUCCGACCAGCUGGAGAUUAUCCUGAAGCAG